CUUCCUGCACAUCUGAACCAAUAGGUGGCGUCCGUGGGCGUGUCCAUCGCCUCUGCACUUCCCUUCUGAGCGAGCAGCGUGGACUGAAGCGGUGUUUUGGGGAGCUGUGACCGGUUCGUUUUGUGAUAACAGCAUCUUAUAAUGGACUCCUCACUGAGUGCAGCUCAAAUCCGACAGAAGUUCAUUGACUUCUUCCUCCGCUAUGAGCAUCAGUAUGUUCACUCGUCGUCCACCAUCCCGCUGGACGACCCCACGCUGCUCUUUGCCAACGCUGGCAUGAACCAGUACAAGCCCAUCUUCCUCAACACCAUAGACCCCUCCCACCCCAUGGCCAAGCUGCGGCGUGCCGCCAACACUCAGAAGUGCAUCCGUGCAGGAGGCAAACACAACGACCUGGAUGAUGUGGGGAAAGACGUUUACCACCACACCUUCUUUGAAAUGCUGGGCUCCUGGUCCUUUGGGGACUACUUCAAGCAACUGGCCUGUAAAAUGGCACUGGAGCUCCUCACGGAGGAGUUUGGGAUCUCCAUAGACCGCCUGUAUGUCACAUACUUUGGAGGAAACCCCGAUGCCGGCCUGGAGCCGGAUCUGGAGUGUAAACAGAUCUGGAUGGACCUGGGGGUGGAGGAGGCUCGCAUCCUGCCAGGCAGCAUGAAGGACAACUUCUGGGAAAUGGGGGACACGGGCCCCUGCGGCCCCUGCAGCGAGAUCCACUACGACCGCAUUGGGGGCAGGGACGCCUCUCACCUGGUAAACAUGGACGACCCCAACGUGCUGGAGAUCUGGAACCUGGUGUUCAUCCAGUUCAACAGAGAGUCGGAGACGGAGUUGAAGCCUUUACCUAAGAAAAGCAUCGACACUGGAAUGGGUCUGGAGCGCCUGGUGUCUGUUCUGCAGAACAAGAUGUCCAACUACGACACCGACCUCUUUGUUCCGUACUUUGAGGCCAUUCAGAAGGGAACAGGAGCUCGACCUUACAGCGGUAAAGUUGGUGCUGAGGACGUUGACGGUAUCGACAUGGCGUACCGCGUUCUUGCUGAUCACGCCCGCACCAUCACCAUCGCCCUGUCGGACGGAGGCCGGCCCGACAACACUGGGAGAGGUUACGUGCUGAGGAGGAUCCUGCGCCGCGCCGUCCGUUACUCUCACGAGAAGCUGGGCGCUCAGAGGGGCUUCUUCGCCUCUCUGGUGGAUGUGGUGGUCGACUCCCUGGGCGAUGCUUUUCCUGAGCUAAAGAAGGAUCCAGACAUGGUCAAAGACGUCAUCAACGAGGAAGAGGCGCAGUUCCUCAAAACCCUCAGCAGAGGUCGCCGCAUCCUCGACAGGAAGAUCAUGAGUCUGGGCGACUGUAAAACCCUCCCCGGCGACACCGCUUGGCUUUUGUACGACACGUACGGCUUUCCCCUGGACCUGACCUCCCUCAUCGCAGAGGAGAAAGGGAUGGAGGUGGAUCUGGCUGGGUUUGAGGAGGAGAAGAAAGCUGCACAGCUGAAGUCCCAGGGCAAAGGUGCCGGAGACGUGGACCACAUCAUGCUGGACAUCUACGCCAUCGAAGAGCUGAGAAACAAGCACGUUCCCCCCACAGACGACUCCCCCAAAUACGUGUAUACCUCAGAUGAAAACGGGAACUACGAGUUCCAGCAGGCCUCAGCCACGGUUCUGGCUCUGCGCUGCGAUCGCGCCUUCUGCGAGGAAGUGACGACGGGUCAGGAGUGUGGCGUGGUGCUGGACCAGACGUCCUUCUACGCCGAGCAGGGCGGGCAGACGUACGACGAAGGCUACAUGCUGCGAGAGAACGACAACACAGACGAUAGGAUGGAGUUCACCGUGAAGAACACGCAGGUUCGGGGGGGUUAUGUUCUGCACAUCGGUACGGUCUACGGGACGCUGAGAGUGGGGGACAGGGUCAGCCUGUGCAUCGAUGAGGCUCGCCGUCGGCCCAUCAUGAGCAACCACACCGCCACGCACAUCCUGAACUUUGCCCUAAGGGGGGUUCUGGGGGAGGCAGAUCAGCGAGGUUCUCUGGUGGCGCCUGACCGUCUGCGCUUCGACUUCACCGCUAAAGGUGCUCUGAAAACCGAUGAGAUCCACCGAACGGAGGAUAUUGCCUGUGCCAUGAUCAGAGACGCAAAGCCCGUUUACGCCAAGGAGGCUUCUCUGGCAGAAGCUAAGGCCAUCCAGGGUCUGCGCGCCGUGUUUGACGAGACGUACCCCGACCCAGUCCGGGUCGUGUCCAUCGGCGUGCCCGUCCAGGAGCUGCUCGAUGACCCAAACAGUCCUGCCGGAUCCCUCACCUCCAUCGAGUUCUGCGGGGGAACCCAUCUGCAGAACUCCAGCCACGCUGCUCCGUUUGUCAUCGUCUCGGAGGAGGCCAUCGCUAAAGGCAUCCGCCGCAUCGUCGCGGUGACGGGAGCAGAAGCCCAGAAGGCUCAGAGGAAAGCAGAUGCUCUCCGUCAGUCUCUGUCUGCUCUGGGAGACAAAGUCAAACAGCAGGCGUCUCCAAACAAGGACAUACAGAAGGAGAUCGCCGACAUGACCGAGUCUCUGGGUACCGCAGUCAUCUCACAGUGGCAGAAGGACGAGAUGAGAGAAACCCUGAAGGGGCUGAAGAAGACCAUGGACGACCUGGACCGCAGCUACAAGGCCGACAUCCAGAAGAGAGUCCUGGAGAAGACGAAGGAGGUGAUCGAGAGCAACCCCAACCAGCCUCUGCUCAUCAUGGAGAUGGAGACGGGAGCUUCUGCAAAGGCUCUGAACGAGUCUCUAAAGCUGCUCAAGGCGCAGUCCCCUCACACCGCCACCAUGCUCCUCACCGUCGACCCCGACGCCGGGAAGAUCACCUGCCUGUGUCAGGUCCCACAGGAGGUGGCUGGUCGUGGUCUGAAAGCCAGCGAGUGGGUUCAGGAGCUGUGCCCCCUGCUGGACGGUAAAGGAGGCGGCAAAGACACGUCGGCCCAGGCCACGGGCAGGAACACACAGUGCCUGCAGGAGGCGCUGCAGAUGGCCAAUGAGUUUGCACGACUAAAAUUGGGGGAGAACUGAGAGAAAGAGGUGCCUGGACUUCCUCAUGUUCUGUUGUAGAUCAGAAAGCUCACAUCAUUUCUUCCUCACUCACUCCAGCAAGCAGAAACAAACCACUAAUUUAUUGAUUUACCUUUUCCCACCUGGACUGGACACGGCUGUAAUGAAACGUCCUUUUGCACUUACAAACGAGGAUGAGGGUGUGUCCUCUUCAUCACUGCAUGUCUGUGUGCAGACUUCAGGGGAAGUUAAGCUCUUGUCUUCUUGUUCUUCUCAGUUCAGAUCCAGAAACUCUCCUCUGCAGCCUCGUUCCUUCUUUUCCCUUCAGCUGCAGGCAUCAGUCAGAUCUGGUCUGAAACCCGUCCUGCAGCUUUUCACCCGUCAGCGGCGCCGUCUGUCAGCCAUUUCUGUGUUUUGUCUGGAGCUGCAUCGGUCUGAUUUAGUCCAUUAUUGAUUUAGCGGUCUGUGUGCCCAACAUCACUGACAUGUAGAUUUAAUGAAGAGCGUCUGUAGCUGUUAAAUGUCUGAGAAAUGAAAAUAAACAAGUGGAAAAUUAA
This is a messenger RNA of Oryzias latipes (Japanese medaka), 3578 nucleotides long. It is a transcript of the gene aars1, whose product is annotated as alanyl-tRNA synthetase 1. NCBI's taxonomy places the organism in Eukaryota, Metazoa, Chordata, Actinopteri, Beloniformes, Adrianichthyidae. Gene Ontology annotation, biological process: alanyl-tRNA aminoacylation. Gene Ontology annotation, cellular component: mitochondrion; cytoplasm. Gene Ontology annotation, molecular function: alanine-tRNA ligase activity; aminoacyl-tRNA deacylase activity; nucleic acid binding. The record is from RefSeq and is a predicted model, not a curated record.